AUGUGUCUCACUCUGCUGUACACAAAAGUGUCAUUUGGAUUAGUUUCUGUUCACUCCUCAAAGAAAUUCGAAGACUCCUACCACGAUAAAAGAAGAAAACGGUUAAUUUGUGAUAACUGUAAAAAAUGGUUUUAUACUAAAACCGAUUUGCUUACACAUAUAUCGGAUUGUACAAGAGGAAACAUUUAUAAAUCAGAUAUUUCUGAUAAAAGGUUUUCUCAAGCAAGAAAUUUGAAAAAGAAUAUAAGACCUCAUACUGAAUUAAAGUCAUAUAAAUGUUAUGUCUGUGAUAGAGGGUUUUCUCUAUCAGGAAAUUUAAAAUCUCAUAUGAGAACACACACAGGUGAAAAACCGUUUGCAUGUGAUUUAUGUGAUAAAAAGUUUUAUAGAAAAAGAGAUUUAAAAAGGCAUACAAGGAUUCAUACAGGAGAGAAGCCAUACAAAUGUGAUGUCUGUAAUCGUGAAUUUUUUGAUGCUCCAACUUUAAAAGUUCAUAUGAGAACACACACAGGUGAUAAACCGUAUGCAUGUGAUUUAUGUGAUAAAAGGUUUAAUAAAACAGGAGAUUUAAAAAGGCAUACUAGGACUCAUACAGGAGAGAAGCCAUACAAAUGUGAUGUCUGUCAUCGUGAAUUUUCUCUAGCUGCAAAUUUGAAAAUCCAUAUGAGGACACAUACAAAAGAUAAACCAUAUAAAUGCGAUUUCUGUGAGAAAUUGUUUUCUUUUACAGGAAAUUUUAAAAGGCAUGAAAGGACACAUACUUGAGAGUUGAGAUAGAUGGUCUAUCUCCAGUAUGUGAUAAAAAGUUUUCUCAAGCUACAAUUUUUUGUCAGGUUUUUGUAAUACCAUAAACUUGUCAUUCUUUAGACAUUUAAAAAAAAUGUAAUUAUAAUCAUCAUUAAAUUUUUAAAUGAUAAUUUUUUUGUGUUCCUCAAUUUAAUUACAAUUAUAUUACAUUUUUCUCUGCCCUCGCUGCUA
Molecule: messenger RNA, 978 nt
Organism: Acyrthosiphon pisum (pea aphid)
Lineage: Eukaryota; Metazoa; Arthropoda; Insecta; Hemiptera; Aphididae
Product: zinc finger protein 233-like
Exons: 3
Coding region: 1-765 (254 amino acids)
Biological process (GO): regulation of transcription by RNA polymerase II
Cellular component (GO): nucleus
Molecular function (GO): DNA-binding transcription factor activity, RNA polymerase II-specific
Source: RefSeq, a predicted model, not a curated record